AUGCCUACUCGCGGUGGUCAUGGUCCUCGGGAAGAACUCAUACCAGAGGGUUUCCUCUGGCGUCCUCAAGGAGACUCAUCGCCAGGCUCGCAUUUUACGCGACCGAGUCAGACUCACGGCCAUAGUCAUCGACGGACGAAGAGCUUACGUGACCCUUUUCCCCAAGGAUUUCCACAGUCUUUGCAAGACGGUAGACGAUCGAACCUUCACACAAGCUACAUCCCUGAGCACGCAGAGUUCAUGCAAUGGCGAUUCCUAUCACUUGGUGAAUAUCCCUUCGAUGACGCCUACUACACAGACGACGUGCAUGGGCAAGCCAAACAACGUGAUGCAUCUUUUUUCGAUAACCCAGGCGACGGCGCCCAGUCUCAUUCUCGCGUUGAAGGUUCGUCUACGUCUUUCCGACAGACUCCCUACGCCGUUGAGUCUAAGGAAGAACAUUACGUGUUUGAACGUUCCCGCGGGAAUGGCCAUUCUCGGAGUGUUAGUGCACCCCAGAACACUACCACCCACCCCGACCACGGUGACAAGGGUGCGGAGCGCUAUGCUCAUAUUCCUGAACACGUUCGUGAGCAUCCGCGGUUCGAGGAGGCGGCGCAUGCUGAGGAGAUGGUUAAGAAAUUUAGAGAGGGGGAUCCACGGGCGGAAUUAUAUAAGAAGCUUUUGAAGGAGAUUACUGAGGAGAUUAACAAAGAUAUCGGGGAGGAGUAG
Alternaria atra is the source of this 711-nucleotide messenger RNA. RefSeq lists its product as uncharacterized. The record is from RefSeq and is a predicted model, not a curated record. The coding region runs from base 1 to 711 and encodes 236 amino acids. The transcript has a single exon. Lineage: Eukaryota; Fungi; Ascomycota; Dothideomycetes; Pleosporales; Pleosporaceae.